AUGAAGUUGAUAUAUUUUACUUCCUUUAUUGUUUCCCUUAUUUCACUAGCAAGUUUAGCUGUUGCUAAUACCAAGAACCAUGAGACUGUUUUAUCAUUGGAUCAAUUUUAUGAUGCAUGCAAUUCCAAUUCUUCAUAUACCGUCGUUAAAUAUUUCACAACCUGGUGUUCUCAUUGUAAGAAAUUAGCCCCAGUAUUUGAUGAAUUGUCUGAAAUAUAUCUAAAUGAUGAAACUUCACCAAAUAUUAAGUUUUUAGAUGUUGAUUGUGAUAUGUUUGGCAGCACUAUUUGUGCAAAACUUCCUGGCUUCCCUGUCGUUCAAGUGAUUAAGCCAGCUUCAUCAGUAAUUCAAUCUAAUAAAUCUCCCAAUGAAUAUGAAAAUAGAUCAAUCUUUAAGAGAAUAUUGGACUUUGUCACUUCCAGAUUUGAAAAUCCUAAAUGGACUCUAGAUGAAAAGAGGGUUGUUGAAUUUAGAGGCAGAAGAGAUUUAGAGACUAUGAAUAAAUUCGUUAACCAGGUUAUUUUAAAACAUAAUCAAGAUACUUUAAUUUUGAAUUUAUUAAAGGAUUCUGAAUUUAAAUGUGAAGGUGAACGUGUUAUCUUGUGCAAAGAAGGUAAGAAGUAUUUAAAUGAGAAGUUGGUCAACUUAAAUAAUUUAGAAGAACUUUUGAAAGAAAGGAAAAAGCUUGAGAAUGUUUACAGGAAUAAUAUUGAAUCCAUUGAAAAGAAAAAUGAAGAGGAAGCUAAGGAUAUUAUCAGUGUGUUGGAGAAAAUAUCAUUUAAAUUAUCAAUGAUUGAUCUUUACGAAGAUACGGUGAUAAGAGAAGAUACUAAAGAUGAUGGAGAUUUUGCGGAUAUUGUUCAUGAUGAAUUCUAA
Molecule: messenger RNA, 876 nt
Organism: Tetrapisispora phaffii CBS 4417
Lineage: Eukaryota; Fungi; Ascomycota; Saccharomycetes; Saccharomycetales; Saccharomycetaceae
Gene: MPD2
Product: protein disulfide isomerase MPD2
Exons: 1
Coding region: 1-876 (291 amino acids)
Biological process (GO): protein folding
Cellular component (GO): endoplasmic reticulum
Molecular function (GO): protein disulfide isomerase activity
Source: RefSeq, a predicted model, not a curated record